AUUUACGUGUAAUAUACGAACUAGUUUUGGAGAAAGUUUUCUCACUUUUUUUUCUCUUUUAAGUUAAGUUUUUAUUUUAAAAUUUGAAAUAAUAAAAAACGCCCUUUUGAUGAUCUAUUCCAAACACUAAUGGUGUUAUUAUUACUCUUUUUACCCCUUUAAAUAAUGGACAGAAAAUGUAAAGUUGUAAGCUUCCAUAACCUCAAUCAUACGCCCAACCAAAGUGAGAUCUAAUACAAUCGGCUCCAAUUAAAAAAAUACUUACUAAUCCUUGUUCAAUGAAGUGCUGAUAAGAAAAACCAGUCAUCGCAGUCACAUCAUUUGAUAAAGCGUGUGUGGAAUUAGGUGACCGAAAAGUUCGCAAAAAGAGACAAUAUGCGGCUCAUUAUUUUGGAGUCUUCGAGUUCAGUCGCAGAAUGGGCCGCGAAAUACGUCAUGAAACGAAUAAACGACUUCAAUCCAGGUCCCGACCGAUAUUUCGUUCUUGGAUUACCAACAGGAAGCACUCCAUAUGGAAUGUACCAAAAACUGAUCGAGUUUUACAAUGCCGGAAAAGUCUCUUUCAAAUAUGUGAAAACAUUCAACAUGGAUGAAUAUGUAAAUCUGCCUAGAGACCACCCUGAAAGUUACCAUUACUACAUGUGGAAUAACUUUUUCAAACACAUAGACAUUGACCCCCAAAACGCGCAUAUACUCGACGGUAACGCUUCUGAUUUAGUGGACGAAUGCAACAAUUAUGAGAAAAAGAUUUCUGAGGCUGGAGGCGUGGAAUUGUUCAUUGGGGGAAUUGGUCCCGAUGGCCACAUUGCGUUUAAUGAGCCAGGGUCGUCACUUGUGUCACGUACAAGGGUUAAGACUCUAGCUCAGGAUACCCUAGAGGCCAACGCACGCUUUUUUGACAAUGACAUUAGUAAAGUGCCUAAACAAGCUUUGACUGUAGGAGUUGGAACUGUGAUGGAUGCAAAAGAAGUCAUGAUUUUGAUCACUGGAACACAUAAGGCUUUUGCGUUGUACAAAGCAAUUGAAGAAGGGGUUAAUCAUAUGUGGACCGUUUCUGCUUUUCAACAGCAUCCUCAUACUUUAAUGAUUUGUGAUGAGGAUGCGACUUUAGAAUUGAGAGUCAAAACUGUUAAAUACUUUAAGGCCCUGAGCAAUGUGCAUCAUAAACUUAUUGAAGGGGAUGUCUCUCUUGACAAAAUGAGGACAAUCCAUUAACUUGGAUUUUUCUCUAAAUAAGAGGCCUUAAGAGUUUAUCAACAGUACAUAAUCAGUUGGUGGAAGGAUGAUAAAAAAACUUUAUUUUAUAUUAGUACUCUUACACAUGCAUCCUAUAUCUCGGGAUUUUUCUAUUGCCGUUCUGUCACUCUUCACUUUUUUUCUGUAGAAAAUAAUGAACUUUCUUUGGCUCUAAAUUUGUCAGUAGGGUUCAGUUGUAACACAAAUUCAUCUUUUAAAAAACGCAGUUGUGACUUGACAGUGUGGCAAUAGAGAGAUCAACAGAAAAGUAUAAUUAAUACAUGUGUUUUUGCUAUUAUUUUAUGAAAUAAAUAAUAAAACUUG
Molecule: messenger RNA, 1560 nt
Organism: Tribolium madens (black flour beetle)
Lineage: Eukaryota; Metazoa; Arthropoda; Insecta; Coleoptera; Tenebrionidae
Gene: Oscillin
Product: glucosamine-6-phosphate isomerase
Exons: 5
Coding region: 376-1215 (279 amino acids)
Biological process (GO): carbohydrate metabolic process; N-acetylglucosamine catabolic process; D-glucosamine catabolic process
Cellular component (GO): cytoplasm
Molecular function (GO): identical protein binding; glucosamine-6-phosphate deaminase activity
Source: RefSeq, a predicted model, not a curated record